Molecule: messenger RNA, 2691 nt
Organism: Talaromyces atroroseus
Lineage: Eukaryota; Fungi; Ascomycota; Eurotiomycetes; Eurotiales; Trichocomaceae
Product: Histone-lysine N-methyltransferase, H3 lysine-36 specific
Exons: 3
Coding region: 1-2691 (896 amino acids)
Biological process (GO): regulation of DNA-templated transcription
Cellular component (GO): chromatin; chromosome; nucleus
Molecular function (GO): histone H3K36 methyltransferase activity; protein binding
Source: RefSeq, a predicted model, not a curated record
AUGCCGCCCGGCGACGAUGUAAACAUCAAGUCAGACUCUUUGCGGGUCGCAUCUGAUGGUCUUUCAAAUGGGCGCUCUGUCGUCGUCAAGACUGAAUCUGAGGCUGAAGCGGGCGCCCUUCGUUCUCCGGCAUACAUGGAGACUACCGAUAGAAGCAAAAAUGCGUCCACACCAGCCAGGGCGUCAUCGUCUUCAUCAUCGCCUGCCAGCAACAAGGUGUCAGGCUCAAGUAACUCGCCACAGAUGAAACUCGAAAAUGACAGUGACGAGAAAGAGAAAGCCGUGAUGACUAGUAGUAUCGGGGGUGACAUUACCCUCAAGCAAGAGCCGGGCAAACCGCCAAAGCUUGCUCGCAGCUCGUCUCAAAAGGUGGUUGCUCGGCCUCCUCAGCUGUUCGGUCAUUUACCGGACAGCGUCAACGAGGCCUGUCAAACUUUUGAGGUAAUCGAUGGUUGCAUCUAUGGGAGCAAGUACAUGGGGCAUACUGAGCAUGCCAUGGAAUGCGAUUGCUCUGAAGAAUGGGAUGGACAAACAAAUCAUGCUUGUGGAGAGGACUCGGACUGCAUCAACCGAGCUACAAGAAUCGAGUGCUUGGACGACUGUGGCUGUGGCCAAGGCUGCCAGAACCAGCGUUUUCAACGAAAAGAAUACGCCAACGUGACUGUAAUCAAAACAGCCAAAAAAGGGUUUGGCCUUCGCGCCGAAUCUGAAAUACGACCUCAUCAAUUCAUCUAUGAGUAUAUCGGGGAAGUUAUUAAUGAGACUAACUUUCGGCGCCGCAUGAUACAGUACGACAAAGAAGGCAUCAAGCAUUUCUAUUUCAUGUCCUUGAACAAAGGCGAAUUUGUGGACGCUACUAAGAAAGGGAAUUUGGCGCGCUUUUGCAACCACUCUUGCAAUCCAAACUGUUACGUCGAUAAAUGGGUCGUAGGCGAGAAGCUUCGGAUGGGGAUUUUCGCUGAACGCCACAUCCAACCUGGAGAGGAACUUGUCUUCAACUAUAACGUUGACCGAUAUGGAGCAGAUCCUCAACCUUGCUAUUGUGGUGAACCGAACUGUACGGGAUUCAUUGGUGGCAAGACGCAGACUGAGCGCGCAACGAAACUGUCAAAUGCUACCAUCGAAGCCCUCGGUAUUGAGGAUUCCGACGAUUGGGAUAUUGCGGUUGCCAAGAAACCUCGUAAGAGGAAGACAGAAGAGCCCGAUGAAGAAUAUGUCGAAAGCGUACAACCCAAGUCUUUGGAUGAAAACGGUGUCACGAAGGUUAUGGCUGCUCUGAUGCAGUGCACUGAGAAAUGGAUUGCAGUUAAACUCUUGGGUCGGAUUCAGCGAUGCGAUGACGAACGCGCCCUCAACCGUGUCGUAAAGAUGCACGGGUACCGAAUUCUCAACUCCCAGCUUAGCAUGUGGAAAGGUGAUAUCAAUGUGGUACUGCAAGUUCUCGAAAUAUUGUCCAAGCUACCGGCCCUCACUCGAAACAAAAUCAUCGACUCCGGGAUUGAAUCGACAGUUGAGCCAUUAACAGCAUCAGAAGAUGAUGGUGUCGGAAAGCAGGCUUCGUCGCUUUUGGAGGUGUGGUCGAAUUUGGAAGUUGGGUACCGCAUUCCUCGCAUGAAACGCGAUCCCACUGCAUUGUCCACACAGCAGGUGGUUAGUCAAUUUGAACGCCGUGAGACGACCGGAAAUGAUAAUCGCAAUCGAUCCAAGUCGAGAUCACGAUCGAGAUCACGUUCCAUUGAGCCUCCCCGUGGACCUGCUGCGCAGACACGAGGCGGUUUUGGAGGCGGCGGCGGUGGUGGUGGGCGAACUGUUCCGCAUAAUCGUGGUCCUCGCUUUCCACGACCAUCGGCGCUACCUCAAGGCUGGUCUGAGAGGUCAGACGUCGACGGGAGGCCGAUAUAUUAUACCGUCAAUGGCCAUAGUCAAUACGAAAGGCCGACUCUUCCAGCAACUGAGUUGCCAGCGGUUGCUUCUUUAAAGCGGAAGCAUUUCCAAGAUAUUAUCGAUACGAUUAUGGAAUCUCGAACGGAAACUCCGCGUGACAGGACGAGCACUCCAGGUACACCCCAACCGCAGAAAGCGGACUCGAAGAAGGAGUCAUGGAGGUCUUAUGCGGAGGAAAAGCAAAAGAAGAUAUAUGAGAAUACGGUCGCCACAAAGUUGGUUGAUUCGGACUUCAAGCACGAUCGAGUCGAGGAUAUCCACCGGAUUUCCGAAAAACAGCAGCAGAAAAUCAAGAAGUACUGCAAAGAAUAUUUUGAGAAAGCCGUGGCCAAGCAUAAAGCGCAUGAAAAGCGAAAAGCGGAGAGGAAAGGGGGCCACGACGGAAAAGCAGGGGACAAGGACAAGGACCACCAAGAUGAGUCGGCGCUGGGGACGCCCCAAGAUGCUGUCAUGGAUGAUGAUAAAGAUUCACCAAGCGAGCAAAACGACGAUCUUAAUGCAUCGGAAGAUGAGGAUGACAACGAUAAUGACGUCAAAGGCAAACGCAAGAGGGGGAAUAAUAGCAACGAGAACUCCGACGCAGGAAUUGAAAAGGGACAUACAUCUCCUACAAAGCGACACAAGUCUUCAACCCCACCACGAUCACCAUCAUCAUCACGACUACCGUCAUCCUCCAAAGGACUUGACGAAGAAUUACAACGUUCGGGCAUUUCUGCUUCACAUCAAAGCAUAGGGGUUGUACAAUAG